This is a messenger RNA of Dracunculus medinensis (Guinea worm), 1383 nucleotides long. The record is from the annotation of a GenBank genome assembly. NCBI's taxonomy places the organism in Eukaryota, Metazoa, Nematoda, Chromadorea, Rhabditida, Dracunculidae.
AUGGAAUUAGAAGAGUAUUUUAAAAAUUUGGCACGAAAGGUAAAUAUCUCGGAUAUAGCAUCUUAUGAAUUUUCGCUGGCUUUGGAUGAAGAUGAUUCAUUGAAAUUCUUGAGAAAUGAAUUCCAUUAUCCGAAAAUGAAAUCCUUGCCUUAUGUCGAUCCUUCGCUAGUGAACCUACAAGAUUCUUGCAUAUAUCUUUGUGGUAAUUCUUUGGGUUUAAUGCCGAAAUGCACAAAAAACUUCGUGGAAGUGCAGUUGCAGAAGUGGGCUGAACUAGGUGUUUUGGGUCAUACAGAGGAACCUCUUCCGUGGGCUCACAGUGAUGAAUAUGUCGCUGAAGCUAUUGCAAAAUUGGUUGGAGCCGAUGCAAGUGAAGUUAUAUGCAUGAAUAGCUUGACUGUCAAUCUGCAUACUGCGUUCUACCAACCCUCACCUGCUAGGCAUAAAAUAUUGAUCGAAUCUCGUUCAUUUCCAUCUGACCAUUAUGCUAUCGAAUCACAAAUUCAGUUAAAAGGUGGUAAGGUUGAAGAAUCCUUGGUGUGCAUGGAACCAAGAGAGGGCGAAGAGUGUUUACGAAUCGAGGAUGUGCUAUCGUUCAUUGAAAACCACGGAGAAUCAGUGUCAAUUAUUUUCUUCAGUGGCAUCCAAUAUUAUACCGGUCAAUUGUUCGAUAUGAACACUAUAACGGCGGCGGUCGGUUGGAAUUUGGCUCAUGCUUUUGGAAAUAUUCCUUUAGCUCUGCACGAUUGGGAUGUCGAUUUCGCAGUUUGGUGUACCUACAAGUAUGGAAAUUCGAGUGCAGGAGGAAUUGGAGGAGCUUUUGUUCAUAAGAGGUAUGGAAAAGACAAAAGACAAAGAAUGCUUGGCUGGUGGGCUCAUCGAGCUUCCACUCGUUUUCUAAUGGAUAACAAGUUGGAUUUGGACGAUGGUGCUGCUGGUUAUCGUAUUAGCAAUCCACCAAUGAUGUUAAUUGCACCAAUUUUGGGUUCCCUUCAAGUUUUCGCGAUGACAACGAUGGAAGAACUUCGAUCUAAGUCAAUAAAACUGACAGGUUAUUUAGAAUUUCUCAUUAAUCAUUUCUUAAACACGAAAUCUUCAAGCAAACAAUCUAAACAAACUAAGAUAAAAUGUACAAUUAUAACACCUAAAAGAGUAGAAGAACGUGGCUGCCAACUUUCGUUGAAAUUUAAUGCAGACAUUGAAUCCAUUUAUCAGCAAUUAAGCAAAAGAGGUGUUGUGGUUGACAAACGACAUCCAAAUGUCAUCAGAGUCGCUCCUACCCACCUUUAUAACAAUUUUAAUGAUGUUUAUCGAUUUACAAGAGCAUUAGUCGAUUCAUUAGAUGUUCUUGAAAAUCAGCAUGGAAAUGAAAAUUUAGCUUGA